Gadus morhua (Atlantic cod) is the source of this 1615-nucleotide messenger RNA. RefSeq names its product twisted gastrulation BMP signaling modulator 1a (gene twsg1a). The coding region runs from base 621 to 1298 and encodes 225 amino acids. The transcript has 5 exons. The record is from RefSeq and is a predicted model, not a curated record. NCBI's taxonomy places the organism in Eukaryota, Metazoa, Chordata, Actinopteri, Gadiformes, Gadidae. Gene Ontology annotation, biological process: regulation of BMP signaling pathway.
CCUUUAUACGACUGGCGUCAAGGGAUUGCUAAUUGGAGGUUUACAUUUCCAAAAGAAGAAAUUUGCGUGUGAAAAGCGAAUCAUCGUAGCCAGUUGUUUUUUUUAAACCAUUGGUCAAUCCCCCUUCCAAAGAAAAGUCUACCUACAUUGGGCGAUGGACUAGAAGUGAGAAGCAGGGUAACAUUUAUACGGAGACGUUUACGCGGUGGAAGGAACAGCCUCUCAGUGGUGCUGGUAUUUAUGGUGUCAGAGUGGAAAUCUUUCAUCUUCCACUAUCGCAAUUCACUAUUUAUCUCGAAGCGAGACGUGUCUGGGUCGGUGUUGGAAGCAGCGCCAGUGUCCGUCUCGUACAUAGUUGUUGGAAGUGAAAAUGGACCGUUCGCCUUUAAGGCGCCCGACUGCCUGUUGCUUUGUGCUGCGGAGAGACUGACGCCCUCUGGACAGUGGACACUGCAGCGGCAUCACUCCAUACUGGAAAGUGGAGAAGUUCAAAGGGGGGUAAAGGAGAGAUCGUUUCCCGAGGAUUUUUUUUUCCCAAGCCCAUCAUCGCUUUGUUGUGGUAAGUGUUUAAUGUGUCUGUGCACCAGAAGCCCCUGUGCUGUGUCCCAGUAGCCUUGGAGAUGAGGCCCAGCACGCAGCUCCUGCUGCCGGCCUCGCUGGCAGUGCUUCUGUGUCUCCUGGCCUCCCUGCCCGCCCCGGCCAGCGGCUGCAACAAGGCCCUGUGUGCCAGCGACGUCAGCAAGUGCUUGAUCCAGGAGUUGUGCCAAUGCCGUCCCACCGAUGGAAACUGCUCCUGCUGCAAAGAAUGCAUGCUGUGUCUGGGUACCCUAUGGGAGGAGUGCUGUGACUGCGUUGGCAUGUGUAACCCCAAGAACUACAGCGACUCCCCGGCCACGUCCAAGAGCACCGUGGAGGAGCUCCACCGGCCCAUCCCCUCGCUGUUCCGCGCGCUGACAGAGGGCGAGGCGCCCAUCAACAUGAUGGUGGUGUCCUUCCCAGUGGCGGAGGAGCUGUCCCACCACGAGAACCUGGUGUCCUUCUUGGAGACGCUGGAAGACCAGCACCAGAACGUCUCGCUCCCCGGCAACAGCAUUCACGCCAGCUACGACACACAAGACAACAUGUGCACCGUGGUGUACUUCGACGACUGCGUGUCCAUCCGCCAGUGUAAACUCUACUGCGAGUCCAUGGGAGGAUCCAAGUACCGGUGGUUCCACAACGCGUGCUGCCAGUGCAUCGGACCCGAGUGUGUGGACUACGGCAGCAAGGCUGUGAAGUGCAUGAACUGUUUGUUCUGAAGCGGGGGUGCAUGGGAUGUGGGGUACCUGAUGUAUGUACCUAUGCAUGUGGACUGAAGGCAUAGAAGAAAAAAAAAAGCUAUGACCGGUGUGUGUUAACGAUUUAAAAUAUCCUUGUAAAAUAUCCCCUCCUUCCCCAAUUUGCUCUUCCUUAUGUUUUGUAUCUCGCCGUUACGUUUCACUGUAUAUUUUUAGAUCUGUUUUUUUCUUUUCUUUUUUUUUUUUUUACUAGAGGUGUAUAUGAAUAAUGUAUUUUUACAACAACGAUCCGCUAAAUGUCCUAUGGGAUGCCAAAUAAAACAAGAUUUGGUGACUGA